AUGCGUAUAAACGUUAAAACUGAUACGAGCAGCACUAGUCUUUCUAUCCUGAACGAACAAUUGUCAACCAGCGAAGGAAUGCGUAUAAACGCUAAAACUGAUACGAGCAGCAUUAGCCUUCCCAGCUUGUACGAAAGAGAGUCGACCAGCGAAGAAAUGCGUGUAAACGCUAAAACUGGUACGAGCAGCACUAGCCUUUCCAGCUUGAUUGAAAGAUUGUCAACCACCGAAGGAAUGCGUGUACUUCGAAAAUUGCUGUCUUUUAUUGACGCCCGACGCGAUUCCUUGGACAACACCUUUGCGGAAGACAAUCAAUUCGUGCACUUCGGCAAUGCCGUGCACCGUGCUCGUGUCAAGGUCACGGAGAAGAACGUCACUGCGACUGCGGUAACCUUGAUCAGUGGACAAGAACCCAGUUCGAACGAUAUUAUAAGCAACAUGUAUCUGAAUUAUCCGUUUGUUUGGCUAAUUUACGACAAAAUGAAUGCAGAUAUUCUUUAUAUCGGCGUAUUUAAUGAAGUUGACAAGUGUUCUGUUAUAUCGGAUGCGAUGUUCCAAUUCGCCCUGACAAGUUUGCAUAAAUAUGCGACGAUCAAGUCAAAGGAAGAUUUUGUUUUUAGUCCGUACAGCAUAUAUCAGGAACUUUUCUCGGUUUACCUUAUCUCCAGUGGUGAUAUUGAACAGCGUUUAAAGAACAUUCUUUAUUUACCGAAUGUUUCGAAGUAUGAGUUGAUGAAAACAUUAAAUUUCGAUGCUGCCUCUAAUCUGCCUCAACGUUACGCGAUUCAGAAUAAAUGUGCUUUUUUAAACACAAUACUUCGUAAAAACAUCGAAAUAAUAAUAAAACUGUACAAAUGUGGAUUCACAUCUAAUGAGAGCAAUAAUAUCCAAGAUAUAAAUAGAAAAAUCAAUAAAAUUUUAAAAGACCUGACAAAGAAUUACAUUCUUAUACCGUUGGAAUUAAAAGUAAGAAGAAAAGCUAUGGACAUUAUUUUGACAAACAUACAUAAUUUCUACGGUCAAAAUCUACCGUGGAAAUUAAUCUUUGAACCGACAAAUAGCAGGAAUAGUGUCGACCAAUGUCUAUCGACUUCUUCCUAUCUGAAUUUUCAAACAUUUUCCAGUGAUGAAUUACAGGUGCACGUAAAAGAGUUAAUCAUCAAGAAAGAUUUCACGUCGCUUUUUAUGUUGAUACCUUUUUCAUCAAGCACAGACAAGAGAGUUAAAACUGAUACGAGCAGCACUAACCUUCCCAGCUUGAUUGAAAGAUUGUCAACCAGCGAAGGAAUGCGUAUACUUCGGAAAUUGCUGUCUUGUGUUAAAACAGAUGGAUCACUAUCUUUUGCUACUUGGCCGACUUUUAAAAUUGAAAAAAAGUUAGAUAUGCAAGUUCUGUUGCGAGAACUAGGCGUCGAUCAGUUAAUGACGCCCGACGCGAUUCCUUUGGACAACACCGUUGCGGAAAACGAUCGAAGCGCGCACUUCGGCAAUGCCGUGCACCGUGCUCGUGUCAAGGUCACGCAGGAGGACGUCGAGGCGACUGCAGUAACCGUGAUCAGUGGACAAGAACCCAGUUCGAACGAUAUUAUAAGCAACAUGUAUCUGAAUUAUCCGUUCGUCUGGCUAAUUUACGACAAAAAGAAUGCAGAUAUUUUUUAUAUCGGCGUAUUUAAUGAAUUCGACGAUUAUACCGGCGUUUUAAUAAAGUCGACAAGAAUACCGGCGCUUGGAAUGAAAUCGGUUUCACAGAAUGGAUUAACAAAAAAUUGUAUAAGACACAUCCUCCGAGUCGCUCGCGACGUUCAACUUAAUCGUCGGGAUGUUUAAAAGUCUUUAUUACUAUGAUUAUUAAGAGGGACGUCAGUUACGAGUUUUUAGAUAUUUGAUUAAUUAUGGAGAGUUUGUUUGAAAAAAACUUUACAGCUAAUCAUU
This is a messenger RNA of Nylanderia fulva, 1932 nucleotides long. The record is from RefSeq and is a predicted model, not a curated record. Lineage: Eukaryota; Metazoa; Arthropoda; Insecta; Hymenoptera; Formicidae.